GUUGUAAAUGUGCCUCCAUGGUACGGCCCGCCCGGUUCCCUGGAGAGCACAGGCUGUGCUGUCAAAAGUGUUUGUUUCAGGAUGUACACAGAAGAGGAAGCUAGGAAAUUAGGAGUGGUUGGCUGGGUUAAAAAUACCAGUCAAGGAACUGUAACAGGCCAAGUUCAGGGCCCAGAAGAUAAAGUAAAUGCAAUGAAAUCCUGGCUGAGUAAAGUUGGAAGCCCAAGUUCUCGCAUAGAUCGAACAAAUUUUUCCAAUGAAAAGGAGAUUCCCAAGCUUGACUUCUCAGGAUUUAGCACUAGAUACUAA
Balearica regulorum gibbericeps (East African grey crowned-crane) is the source of this 309-nucleotide messenger RNA. NCBI's taxonomy places the organism in Eukaryota, Metazoa, Chordata, Aves, Gruiformes, Gruidae. The record is from RefSeq and is a predicted model, not a curated record.